GUGCACCAUGUGGGGCCCAGGACAUGCCUUGCGCGGGCAGGAUGCGAGCUGUGUGGAUCAUGCAGUCACAGUGCUAGAUUCUGCACAGCUGCAGACGGAGAGGUUCUUUUUCUUUGGGCUGGUGUGCUAUUUCCUGGCCUGCAUUUGCUUGGUUUGUCUCCUCUUCGACUUCAAGGGGCGAGUGUUGGUUUGCUCCAUCUUCACGGUCACACUACUUUGGCUCUCAUGCAAGGUCGCAAAGAUCCGACGAGUGCUGAUGCCAGAGAAGUGGGUGGCACCUGCCUCGCUUCAGAGAAGUGAAGUGUUUGCCGAUUUGUUUGACAGUUUGGGGUCAUGAUUUAGGGUACGUACUAGUAUUCCUGGAUGCCCCAUUUCUCGGAAGAGCCGUUUCACUGAUUCCAAUCUGACUGCGGGGCCUCUUCUGGACGUGUGGAACGAGUGAGGAUGACCGGCUACCAGGGCGGUUUUCGCACAGCUCAGCUGGUUCAACAAAAAUGCAACAAAUUUGGAGCCUCCCAGUCGAUCAUUCCACAGCUGACCACAUACACCCUACGAGAACGAGACUUUCCUGAAAACAUCACUCAGAUUUCAUGUUCUCCUCCUUGUGCUGUGAAACGUCCUUGUAACUCAAACGGAGUUCCAGUACAGGGCGCUGAACAAGCUGGCCAGUUUCCAAUACACCACUAAAAAAAAAAAAAAAAAACACUUCAGCAGGAUUCAGAUUUUUGGUUUGAGAUCCACUUCAGUCGGAUUUCCCUGUAACUCCUGGCCAUCGACCCACGGGUGUCUUCAGACGGACCACCCCCGGAGAAGACGACGCAGCCGCGACAGACCACUGGACACCUCAACUGCAAGCGAGUGAAGAUCGGGGAGCUCAUGGGUCACCUGGUUGUACUGGGCAUGGCGGCAUGGAGAAGGGCAUGGAGAAGGGCGCUAAGCUAGCUGCGGGGGUUCAGUAAGCUUCUGGGUGACCCCCGUGCGAAGCUUUGGAUUGCUUGGGCCCCUUCAGGGCAAGCGAGGCCAGAGGCUUCACCUCCCAAAGGAACAUCUCACCAACAAAACAUCAAACACCUUCCUACAUUGGUCGGGGCCCAGCCCGUCACACAGCAGGUACGGCUGUCUCCAGUAUGUAAGCAAGGCGGACACACUGACCAACAAGAAGGGAGACAAGACCGG
This is a messenger RNA of Durusdinium trenchii, 1176 nucleotides long. The record is from the annotation of a GenBank genome assembly. NCBI's taxonomy places the organism in Eukaryota, Dinophyceae, Suessiales, Symbiodiniaceae.